Conger conger (European conger) is the source of this 4014-nucleotide messenger RNA. It is a transcript of the gene ptprn2, whose product is annotated as protein tyrosine phosphatase receptor type N2. The transcript is spliced from 23 exons. The record is from RefSeq and is a predicted model, not a curated record. Gene Ontology annotation, biological process: protein dephosphorylation. Gene Ontology annotation, molecular function: protein tyrosine phosphatase activity. Lineage: Eukaryota; Metazoa; Chordata; Actinopteri; Anguilliformes; Congridae. Bases 172 to 3222 code for a protein of 1016 amino acids. Gene Ontology annotation, cellular component: secretory granule.
GUUCUCAGUGCUGAUUCCAGCCGCGACGAGGGGCUGACUGCAGGAGAGAGUUGAGCACGGGGCUGAGAAGACAGCAUCCUCCCCUCUCCCUCUUCUCCCCUCGUUUGUUUUCGCCAUCUCCUCUCAACAUCGCUUGGAGAAAACGGCCAACGAAAUGGUGUGUUAACGAAUAUGUGCGAUGGAUCAAUAAAAAUGAUGGAUUCGCUUCUCUCCAUCCUCAUCGUCCUCUUGGCUUUCCAUACCCACUUGAUCGCCGCCGCAGACAGGAAAUUCGGCUGUUUGCUGGAGAAUGGCCUGUGCUCACCAUACGAGAUCUGUGUCAACGACGGAGUGUUUGGAAGGUGCCAGAGGGUCCCUGUGACAGACGUACGCCCGUACGAAGUGUCCCCGUCUGCCCUGCUGCGCCUGAGGACCCUUCUCCGGAAACUCUCCCUGAGAGGCUUGAGUUGGCAAGAUGACGCGACCCAGAAGGCAGUUUCCAAGGAGCUCUCCAAACUUCGGCGGGUUUCCAACAGACGUCCCGAGACUGGUCCCAGGAAGCUCAAACCGGUGGAGGUGGGGCUAAGCCGAUCCCUGAAGAAGUACCUGCAGAACCUCAGCUUCAUACCCCGGCCGGCUGCCCCGCCCAGCUCCAGACUAAAGGCAGACACCCCCUUUAGCAAGGCUCUGUACCAGGGCACACCCUCGGCUCUGAAGGCCUUCGCCCUGCUCCCAGCCAAGGGCCCCCCUGUACCAGCUGCCCCAGCAGGCCUCUCCAGGCCCCCCCCGGGCAAAGCCCGAGUGUUGACACUGCUGGCCGCCCUGCAGCAGUACCUGGGGAGGAAGCCUCCAGCCCAGCUCCCCGCCGCCGCCCGCCCCCCUCCCAAGGCGCAGGCCUCCCCGCCGUACGCCGAUGGCGUGCUCCCCGUCCUCGGCACCCAGGCCGAGAGCGCUCGCCCCCAGGGAGACGCGGACAUGUUCGCGGGAAGGGUCCCUUUCCAGAUGGUUCCGGAAACUUCCAAACCCCAGAGGCCCCAAACUGACAGGCUUCUCCUCAAGGCGGGCCCCAGUCCAACGAUGACCAAGGAACCCCUCAGUGCAGUGGAUGAGACGUUCAUCCAGAAUGUGGUGCAGCAGUUGGGCAGGCACAGCGUGAACGUGGACGCUCUGAGCCCCAGGGAGCUGGACCAGCUGGGUGACAUCAUCGCCGACACGCUGCAGGUGGUGGAUGAGGGCGGGGCGAGAGAGGACCAGCGAGACGUGAAGAGAGAACCUCCUUCCUCCUCCAGCGUGGACCAGGACCGGGAGCUGACAGAGAACACCGCUCCCCCAGAACAACAAAUUGAGGAAGGGAAGCCAGACUCCAGUGACAAGAGCACAAUCUUCCUCAGCAAGUUGUUAGCCUACCUGGACAGCAGCUCUGCUACCGACACCCCCAGACAGGCCACGGAGAGGGAGGGGGGCCCCGCUGCUGACGAGAACGGGGCGGGGACCGAGGACGUGAGGAGCAGGACCGUCCAAUCAGAGGCCUCCGUGGAGAAGAAGGAGGCGGGACCAGGGGAUUCCGCCGAGCUGCUGGAGGUGGAGCGCUGGAUCCAAGGCCCCGCCCCCGUCGUCAUGGCUGCGGCCGUCGCCGAGCCGGAGAGGAAAGCCGACGUUGUGGAGAAGGAGGCGGAGCUAAAGCUAGACGUCCAGUCCGACUCCGCCCAGGAGAGCCAGGGCGAGUUCGUCUACAUCAUAACAGACCAUGACUCUCUCAGCACAGACGACGGCCUACGCUUAAUGGACCUGCUGGCUCGCCGCGUCAACCUGCGUCUCAACGACUUCCUUCAACGUUCAGUGCAGGGCCCAGCUGUGACCUUCAGAGUGCGGCCCAACCCUCAGCACGUCUCCACCGCAGAUGUGGCCCAUGCAGCAGCUCAGAGUAAAGACCAGCUGCAGGAGGAGACGGGGGUGCGCAUCCUCCAGACCGGAGUGGGUGAUAAAAGCAAAGUGAGCCAGCUGCCCAGCCGGUACGAGGGGUCAGAGUCGGGGAAGUUCCUGGCCCUGACGGUGGUCUCGGUGCUGUGCAUCAUGGGAGUGCUGCUGGGCUCAGGGCUGACGUACUGCCUGCGCCACCGAUCCCACCACAGGCUGAAGGAGAAGCUGGCCGGCCUGGGAGCCCAAUCCAGCACUGACACCACCGCCACCUAUCAGGAGCUGUGUCGACAGCGGAUGGCGGUGAAGACCGCCGAGCGUCCGGAGCCCCUGCACACCUCCCGGAUCAGCAGCGUGUCAUCCCAGCUCAGCGACGGGCCCUCCCCCAGCCCCUCUGCCCGCAGCAGCACCUCCCUGUGGAGCGAGGAGCCCGCCCAGUCCAACAUGGACAUCUCCACCGGUCACAUGAUCCUGACCUACAUGGAGGACCACUUGAAGAACAAGAACCGUCUGGAGAAGGAGUGGGAGGCGCUGUGCAGCUACCAGGCCGAGCCCAACGGCAGCACCGUGGGGCUCCGGGACCACAACGCCAGGAGGAACCGCUCCGACGCCAUGGUAGUGUAUGACCACUGCAGAAUAGCCUUGAAGGCAGAAAACAACCAUGGAAACUCAGAUUACAUCAAUGCCAGCCCAAUUAUGGACCAUGAUCCUCGAAACCCAGCCUAUAUCGCCACCCAGGGUCCGCUGCCCUCCACCGUCGCUGAUUUCUGGCAGAUGGUGUGGGAGAGUGGCUGUGUGGUCAUUGUCAUGCUGACGCCUGUCGCCGAGAAUGGAGUCAAGCAGAGCUACCACUACUGGCCGGACGAGGGUUCCAACCUCUACCACGUUUACGAGGUGAACCUGGUCUCAGAGCACAUUUGGUGCGAGGACUUCCUGGUGCGGAGUUUCUACCUGAAGAACUUGCAGACCAACGAGACGCGCACCGUGACUCAGUUUCACUUCUUGACUUGGCUGAACCAGAAUGUUCCGGACUCGGCAAGAACCCUACUGGACUUCCGCAGAAAGGUUAACAAGUGCUACAGAGGUCGGUCUUGUCCAAUAAUUGUCCAUUGCAGUGAUGGUGCUGGAAGAAGUGGAACGUAUAUUCUGAUUGACAUGGUUCUCAACAAGAUGGCUAAAGGUGCUAAAGAGAUUGAUAUUGCUGCUACGCUGGAGCACUUGAGGGACCAGAGGCCUGGGAUGGUCCAGACAAAGGAGCAGUUUGAGUUCGCGCUGACAGCUGUUGCAGAGGAGGUGAACGCCAUACUCAAAGCACUUCCACAAUGAGGGACGCAAGCUGUCCCGGGCUCCCGUAGAGACCCCGGCCGGACCUUUCUUCUGCCCUCCGCGUCUUUGUGAAUGUCGUACCCGAAACGUGACCUGAUCUUAACCGUGUUGUAAUCCGUUAGAAGUCGUUUUCCAAAGCAAGGCGUCUCAGUGCUGGUAAUGAAAAUAACUAUUUUCACAGAUAUAAAAGUGUUUCUCUAUUGUAAAUGGAAUAAAUAUAAUGAGUAUCCGAACCUUGGUUUUUUUUUUUAGGUGUGCGUAUACUGCAUCAUGAAUCGGGUCGAGGCAAUUAUUUAGACUGGUGAAGCUUGAGGAAAGUGUAAUGACUUUAGGCGUUUUUAACCUUUGGUCUUGAACCAUUAUACUCUUGACUAUACUAAUGUACCUUAUUGUGUGUCAUUGGCUAUAACUGUUAAAUACAGUGGGCUGUGUGUGCCGAUGGGGGUAGUAUUAGAGAUGUGUAACAACAUGAACUAUUUGCAGCCAUCACUGCAUUCAUUUAAAUUUGGUGUCAAAUGGAGAAACCUCAGUACCAACAAAAUAAAUAAGCAAUAUGCAUUUUGCCAAGAGGAUUUUAGAAAAGUGAUUUUUAUGAAUUUUCACAUGCCAGGUUAUAUCUCUCAUCGGUGUGACCCAUGUAUGAAUAUUAUAAUAACCCUAUGUACCAUAUCAUCCAUACAGUGGUAUGUAAAACAAGUUCCAUAAAUUGUACAAUGAGAAUUAUCUUUUGUGUGUAAAUAGCAUAAUUCCACCGGAUUAAAAAUAAACCUCUAUCAUGGUUCAUUCACGACA